AUGGCUCCUGCGCGCCAGAAGCCACUGCUGAAAGAGAAGUUUGUGCCAAUCUUCAGCAAGCUCAGGACCAGCACCUACGUUGACACACCCUUGACACGUCAACCACCACCGUCGCAUGCCAUUCGAACCAUAUCCUGGAAUGCGCUGGGAACCUUGAUCGCGACUGGAGCGGCCGAUCGAACCCUUCGAAUAUGGAAUCCAGAACGCACGAAUGUCAAAUACAGUACCGAGCUACGAGGUCACAGUGGUCCGGUCGAAAAAGUCGAGUUUAACCCGACGCAUGAGAGUGAAUUGGCAAGCUGCAGUGCAGAUGGCACGGUGAGGCUCUGGGAUGUGAGACGAAAGGAGAGCAUCGUGGAGAUAAAGCCCAACAUCGGAGGCAUAGAUCUGCUGGCUUGGAAGCCAGAUGGAGGAGAGCUGAUUAUAGGAAGGCAGGCGAGGGUGAUUCCUCGAUCCACGCUUACGCCCUCAACACCGCUGAAUUGCGAGACACCCGUAUCCUCACUCUCCUUCACCCACUCUACAACCAAUCCAUCUCUUCUACUCUGUAGCACAACGGGUGCCUUGACCCUUCACAGAUACCCUGACCUUUCAAAACUGCACACUCUCCGCGCACAUACGUCUCCUCUCCUCUCCCAUUCCCUCAACCCACCGGCUACACUCCUGGCUACAGGAGGCUCAGAUGCGCUCAUCACACUUUGGGACACACAAGAUUGGGUCUGUGUACGCAAGCUUGACAGGAGUGUAGGACCGGUCACCAGCGUGAGUUUCAGCUUUGACGGUAGCUAUGUGGUCGGCGGCAGCGACGAGGGUACAGGACUGGACAUUGCACAUGCAGAGACUGGAGAGUACGUGCAUAGCAUCGACACGAACUGGCCGAGUCCGUGUGUGCAAUGGCAUCCGCAUCGCUAUGUCCUGGCAUACACGAGCGACUCUGGUUUACGCAUCAUCGGCGCAUCCAGCACAACGUAG
Messenger RNA from Pseudovirgaria hyperparasitica, 972 nucleotides. RefSeq names its product THO complex subunit 3. Gene Ontology annotation, cellular component: THO complex part of transcription export complex. The transcript has 2 exons. The record is from RefSeq and is a predicted model, not a curated record. NCBI's taxonomy places the organism in Eukaryota, Fungi, Ascomycota, Dothideomycetes, Acrospermales, Acrospermaceae. Gene Ontology annotation, biological process: mRNA export from nucleus. The coding region runs from base 1 to 972 and encodes 323 amino acids. Gene Ontology annotation, molecular function: protein binding.